This is a messenger RNA of Protobothrops mucrosquamatus (brown spotted pit viper), 2282 nucleotides long. RefSeq names its product torsin-1A-interacting protein 1. NCBI's taxonomy places the organism in Eukaryota, Metazoa, Chordata, Lepidosauria, Squamata, Viperidae. The transcript has 7 exons. Gene Ontology annotation, molecular function: ATPase activator activity. Bases 47 to 1642 code for a protein of 531 amino acids. The record is from RefSeq and is a predicted model, not a curated record. Gene Ontology annotation, biological process: nuclear membrane organization. Gene Ontology annotation, cellular component: nuclear membrane.
AACCAGCCAGGGGUUGGUGAGGUUAUAACGGACCGGAUAGACGACUAUGUCUGGUGGAAAGUUACUAGCCUUCUCGGACUCUCCCCGCCAGAGCGAGGCGGGCGGGGACGAGGAGAGAUUGUUCCUGUGUCACGUGACACCCAGGAAGCCUCUGAGGAGAACCCCCUCGCAAAAUGGCGGCGGCAGCAGCUUUCGAACGUGCGCCUCCGUCCCCCAAGGCAACGGCGGAAGCCAUCGCGGUGGUCGUAGGCGGGAAGUGAGGUUUUCUGAGGAAGUACUCGAGUACUCGACUGCGGGGACUAAGCCGAGGCCGCACGGCUUUGCGAUGUCGGGAAGACGGCUUACCAGGAGGGCUGUAAAAGAUGAAAGAGAGGCGGCGGCGGCGGCGGCAGAAGAGGAAGAAGAACAUGGUGUGGAGUUCCAACCGGCAUGGCUGACCGAGAAGGAAACAAGGACCGAGCAGCAGCAUCCCAAAGAGGAGCAACUAGCUGGAUCUUUCAAAGAAGAAUGUUCCUCAAGUGAAACCAGAAACCGAGCGUCCAACAAAAAUUUUAAUGGCAAAAUGCAAAUACAGACAGGAAAUACAGGUAACAUUGAAGUGUCAGGUGUCAUUCUCACUCGACAGCCUAUUAGGACCGCAAAAGAAGGUAAUCCUCCUUCCCUACUCCGAACUCCCGAGCUCAAGAGAUCUUUGAAAGGUUCUUUUUCAGAUUCAGCGCAGAAUUCGGAGGAAUUAAGGCACAGAAAACAAACAAAGGCUGCCAUAAUAUUAGCAGAUCACAAAAUCACAAAGUAUGAGAAGCUCAGUGUUCUACAGAAGAAGGAUCUACAGACUGCUUUAAAAAUUUCUACACCUGAAAGAAGAUACUCACUUGCAGCAAUUGUGAUAUUUUUGGCAACUUGCAUUGCUGCUGGUGGAUGGUAUAUAUUUCAGUAUUCAUCAAUUCAUGCUUCAGAAAUUGAUUAUAAAGUUCUACAAGCAUUUAAAAACCAGAUGAAAGAGCUCAGGAACACCUAUCCAAGUCAAGACGCAAUAGUGUGGAACAGAAUCCAAGGUACUUUUGAGAAACGUCUAAAUUCUUCUCACACUCAUUUGGAACCAGCUAUUUUAUUGCUCACCGCUUCAAAGGAAGCUGAAGAUGUGUUGAAGUGUUUAAGCAACCAGAUUGCUGAUGCUUUCUCAUCUUCUCAAGGUGCACUUUCAAUUAAAAUUGAUGGGGCCAGCACAAGAGCUCAAGAUAGUGAUGUUGUCAAACUUACUGUUGAUGAAAAGCUGAGCUCUGGUUUUGAGAAUGGUAACAAAGCAGCAGUAGUCCAUCGGUUUGACUCAUUACCUGCAGGUUCCACCUUGAUUUUCUAUAAGUACUGUGACCAUGAAAAUGCAGCAUUUAAAGAUGUGGCUUUACUAUUAACUGUUGUUCUGGAUGGGGAGUCCCUGAAAAAGAGCUUUUCCUUGUUGGAAGUCGAGGAAAGAGUGAAAGAUUUCCUCUGGGCUAAAUUUACUAACUCAAACACACCAAAGUCCUAUAACUACAUGGAUACAGACAAGUUGAGUGGCUUGUGGAGUCGCAUAUCCCAUCUUGUCUUACCUGUAUGGCCAGAAAAUUUCCUCCCUCAGGAAAAAUGCUUGCAGAUGAAAUAACUUAAGAAAAGGGAGCAAGAAGAAAAUAUCUUACAACACAAUAUGUACUGUAUAAAUCUGUUAAUGUUUAUAUAAUGAGAAGAUUGCAAUUUACUAAUCAGAAUUACUAAAGUUAAUAGGUGAUUCAAUAUCAAAAUAAAAUUUCUCCUUCAUAAGGAAGCUGGUAAUCUAUAAAGAACUUGUAGACCUUUAACAUAAUUCUAGUGAUUUGUUGGAAAUCAAGAUUUUAUACUGAGAGGAAAAAAUCUUGUUGUUCAAGCCCACCCAACUUUGUGUAAUAUGAAUUUUUUAAAGCAUCAAAAUCCUUUUAAAAAUACUGUGUUUGUGAGCAACAAGGUAAUGAAUUAUAGUACAUGAUUUUGUCUUUCUGUGCUUGACAUUUACUGGACUGCAAAGCUGAAGUUGACACCAGGUUUUCCUAUAGCCUAAGAAUAAUUCUGUCUUACUCCAUUUCCCAAAACUGCAUUCAAAAAAAUCUUGUAACUAGAUUUUGUAAAUUUCUGCUUUGGCUACAAAAUUAUGUAAGAUGUUAGCCUGUGUCCAGUCAACUCAAUGACAGACUGUUUCUCUCAUUUGAAAAUGGCCUGUAGAUAUAUAAUAUGUAUGCGUCCAAACAAUUAUAGUUAUGUCAAUCCAAAAA